AUGAGACCUCUACCUGAUGAUGAGAAGGAGGCUCAGUCAGUAAACAAUUUGCUAGUAGUUGGAGAAAAGGAGUUCAUGAAGACUCUCAAGGAGAAGAACACUCCAUGCUUUGCCAUCAUAGUGAAGUCUAAGAGGGAAGAAAAAGAAAGAGAAGAGGAAGGUAAAGAACCAUUGAGGAAUGUGGAACCCAAGGAGGUACAAGACUUAUUGAAUCAGUACAAAGAUGUGAUUGCAGACAGUAAGACUGAGACUCUACCACCAAUUAGAGAUGUGAAUCAUUGCAUUGACUUUAUACCAAGGUCUACACUACCAAACAAAGCAGCAUACAAACUUACUCCAGAUCAGAAUGAGGAGUUAGCAAGACAAGUUGAAGAGUUAUUGAGGAAAGGGUUUAUAAGGAGAAGUAUUAGCCCUCGUGCAGUACCAGUAGUGUUGGCUCCAAAGAAGGAAGGUAAGGAUAAAACGCCGCCUCAGGUUAGGAACAAGUCUAAUCCAACUUUGGAUUUCUCCACUCCUCGACAUACCCGGUCAUGA
This is a messenger RNA of Cryptomeria japonica (Japanese cedar), 534 nucleotides long. RefSeq lists its product as uncharacterized. Bases 1 to 534 code for a protein of 177 amino acids. Lineage: Eukaryota; Viridiplantae; Streptophyta; Pinopsida; Cupressales; Cupressaceae. The transcript is spliced from 2 exons. The record is from RefSeq and is a predicted model, not a curated record.